Molecule: messenger RNA, 2449 nt
Organism: Protopterus annectens (West African lungfish)
Lineage: Eukaryota; Metazoa; Chordata; Ceratodontiformes; Protopteridae
Product: zinc finger protein 260-like
Exons: 3
Coding region: 1-2154 (717 amino acids)
Biological process (GO): regulation of transcription by RNA polymerase II
Molecular function (GO): DNA-binding transcription factor activity; RNA polymerase II cis-regulatory region sequence-specific DNA binding
Source: RefSeq, a predicted model, not a curated record
AUGGUGGGUUCAUCACAUGUGUCUUGUAUAAGUUUGAACAUAGAGAUUGAAGCAAAUUUACUGUUGUCUGUUCCUGGUAGUAGUGUUGAGCCUAAGGGCAGACUUGGUACAAGUAUGUAUACUAAUGCCUUUACUACAUCUUUUAGUGAUGAUAGUCAUGCCAUUAGAGGUGUCUUAAUGAAAAAUUGGAAUGUGUUACUCAAUGAUUCUGAUGUUAGAGUGAGAAUAGGUGAUAAACCCACAAUAGUCUUUAAAAAAGGCUUUAAUCUGAAAACAGUAAGUCAAGUAAAUAUUAACCAUCAGACUAUUCAGAUUUUUGGAAAACCUUGCUGUAAUACUAAAAAGGUUGUUUACUGUGCUAUCUGCUCUGUCUGCCCUUGUUUUUAUGUUGACAAGACCAAGAGGAAACUUAAAAAUCGAAUUAGUGAGCAUUUAUCGGAUAUCCGUCCAAGCACCAGGAAUGCAGAUUUCAGUGAGAUACAAACUCAAAAGUCAUCAUGUGGGAAGUACUGUAAAUCUAAAUAUGACAGCACUUUUAUGAAUAAGAUGUUGAUCACGAGACUAGAUAUGGUGCAUACCAAAAGCAGACCCUUCUGCUGUGAGGAAAGAAAUGAAGACAGUACCAUGGGAAGUGAACGAGAAGUGCAUAAUUUGGAAAUGCAUAGAAGGAAAAGGCCACGUAAAUGUGUCGACUGCAGCAACAAUGUUAAAUGUAAUAGUGUCUUACCUGAUCAUUUAAUUCAGAAUAUGAAAAGCCAAAAUGAUACUUUGGUAACGCCUGAGCAGAUAUUUGGUAAAGAGAAGCUGUAUAAAUGUGACACAUGUAGCAACUGUUUUUCAAGUAAAUAUCGUUUAGCAGUACAUCAGAUUACCCACACAGGACAAAACCCUUAUAAAUGUACCACGUGUGACAAGAGUUUUACAUGUAAAAGCAGUUUAACAAUGCAUCAGUAUACUCACUUUGAGCAGAAGCCCUAUAUAUGUGUCACAUGUGGCAAGAGCUUUGCAACUAAAAAAAGUUUAUCAAUGCACCAGCUUGGCCAUACGGGACACAAGCUAUAUAAAUGUAGCACAUGUGACAAGGGCUUUGCACAGAAGAGUACUUUAGUAGAACAUCAACUAGUCCACACGGGUAAGAAACCAUAUAAAUGUACCACGUGUGACAGGGGUUUUACACAGAAAGGAAGUCUGUUAAAACACCUGUCUAUCCACACAGGGCAAAAACCUUAUAAAUGUAACAUAUGUGACAAGACAUUUAGACAGAAAGGCACUAUGAUAAGCCAUCAGGGUAUCCACACUGGUCAGCAGCCAUAUAAGUGUACCACAUGUGAAAAGCGUUUUACAGAUAAGAGAUAUUUGGUAGCACAUGAGAGUAUUCAUACUGGGCAAAAGCCGUAUCGGUGUACCACAUGUGACAAGGGUUUUACAAAUAAGAGAAAUUUGUCAGAACAUCAAAGUAGGCAUACCGGGAUUAAACCCUAUAAAUGCACACUGUGCGACAAGAGUUUUAUGUAUCGCAGGACAAUGAUAAGUCAUCAGAGUGACCACACGGGCCUGAGACCAUAUAAAUGUACUGUAUGUGACAAGGGUUUUACCGAUAAGAGAUGUCUUGCAGCACACCAGAGUACUCACACGGGACAGAAACCGUAUCAUUGCAUGACAUGUGACAAGGGCUUUGCAAAUAAGAAAACUAUGACACUGCAUCAAGCUAUCCACACUGGACAGAAACCGUACAAAUGUGACACAUGUGGCAAGAGUUUCACACAGAAAGGGAACAUGCUGUGGCAUCAGUUAGUGCAUACCAGGCAGUUGCCUUAUAAAUGUGCCACAUGUGGCAAAGGUUUUGCAAUUAAGAAAAGUUUAGCAAAGCAUCAGGCCAUCCACAGUACAGAGAAACCCUUUAAUUGUCUGAUGUGUAAUAAGGGAUUUACAACUAAAUAUGGAUUAUCAUUGCAUCAAGUUAUCCACACUGGAGAAAAACCUUACAAAUGUACCAGUUGUGACAAGAAUUUUGCAAAUAAAUCUAACAUGAUGCAACAUCAAUUAGUCCACUCGAGACAGAAACGAUAUAAAUGUUUCACAUGUGAAAAGGAUUUCACUCAUAAGAAAAGUUUGACAUUGCAUCAGGUUAUACAUAAUGGAGUCCAACUUUAGCUCCAAUCAUAGAAGUAUCUAUGAAGAUCCUGUAGAACAUAACAAAGAUGCUAAAUGGAUAGAAGAAGUUAAAUAAAGAAUAAGAGGUUUAAAGGUACAGGAAAUUAAAUGGGAUGAAGUAACAGCCAGAGAGAUUGAAACAAAGUUGAGAAAGGCCUCUAAUUGGAAAACCCCAGGCCCAGAAGCAGUACCUAUCUUUUGGCUGAAAGUAGUAACAUCUUUGUGCGAAGAUUUAGCCAUGAGUAAGAUCUAUUUAUAUGCACACCCUAAACAGACACCAACCUGGUUAACAACA